Scaptodrosophila lebanonensis is the source of this 1054-nucleotide messenger RNA. Its product is annotated as serine/threonine-protein phosphatase PP1-like. Gene Ontology annotation, cellular component: nucleus; cytoplasm. Lineage: Eukaryota; Metazoa; Arthropoda; Insecta; Diptera; Drosophilidae. Gene Ontology annotation, molecular function: protein serine/threonine phosphatase activity. Bases 12 to 959 code for a protein of 315 amino acids. The transcript has a single exon. The record is from RefSeq and is a predicted model, not a curated record.
CUUUCUUGGCAAUGUUGGUAACACAAAUAGAAGAUAUGAUAAACAAGCUAAGGCUCUGGAAACAAAACAAACCUUAUGAUAUGAUUCCUGAAAUGGAUAUGUUUGCUUUGUUGGAUUUAGCACGAGAAGCCCUUAUGAACGAGCCCAUGCUCCUAGAAGUGAAUGCACCGGUCAACGUGGUCGGUGACAUUCACGGACAAUUCGGGGAUUUACUGCGCUACUUUCAAAUGUCCGGCUACCCACCCAACAAGAGCUUUUUAUUUUUGGGGGACUACGUGGAUCGUGGCCCAAAUGGCGUGGAGACAAUGACGUUUCUACUAGCCUUGCGAGUGAGGUAUCCGCAAAAUGUGUUCCUACUGCGGGGAAACCACGAAUCCGCCUCCAUCAAUCAGCACUACGGGUUCUACGACGAGUGUAAGCGUCGCUUUACCGUACGGCUGUGGAAGGCAUUCGUUGACUGCUACAACUGCCUGCCCGUGGCGGCCCUCAUUGACGGUAAGAUCUUCUGUUGCCAUGGUGGUCUGAGCCCGGUGCUCUACGAAAUGGAAGACAUACGAAAAUUAAAGCGCCCUGCAGAAGUAAGAGGGGCCGGUCUAUUGUGCGACCUGCUUUGGUCGGAUCCCGAUGGAGCCAUCACAGGCUGGGCGCACAGUGACCGUGGAGUCAGCUUCAAAUUUGGUCCCGAUAUUGUACAGAAUUUCCUAUCGCGGCAUUCUCUGGACCUAGUUUGUAGGGCUCAUCAAGUUGCUGAGGAUGGCUAUGAAUUCUUUGCAAAGCGUCAACUGAUCACUGUCUUCUCCGCUGUUAAUUAUUGUGGAGAAUAUGAUAACGCAGGUGCUAUGAUGAGUGUAGACAAGUCUCUUAAUAUAUCGCUUGUGGUUAUCAAGCCUCACAAACGCGUCAGGUUGGCGGACGGCGUAAAGCCGCUGGUGGAGAUGGCAGUCGAUUUACGCAAAUAAUAAAUCAUAAUCGUUGCCUGGUCUUUACAGAUUUAUGAUUCAAAACUAGGAAACAAUCAUGAAUACUAUUAAAAAGCACUCGUAAUUCUACGAAA